Mobula hypostoma (lesser devil ray) is the source of this 3032-nucleotide messenger RNA. It is a transcript of the gene esm1, whose product is annotated as endothelial cell-specific molecule 1. The transcript has 3 exons. Bases 193 to 756 code for a protein of 187 amino acids. Gene Ontology annotation, cellular component: extracellular region. The record is from RefSeq and is a predicted model, not a curated record. NCBI's taxonomy places the organism in Eukaryota, Metazoa, Chordata, Chondrichthyes, Myliobatiformes, Myliobatidae.
CAUGCUUAAUUCCAUCGACUUCCAGCCCGGAUUUAGAAACCUACAACACAAGCUGGCCAGAAGACAACAACACCGGAUUUAGGAAACUGACCCGGUGAAAAACAUGUGGGCACAUUACUGAUAAAAGGCCUCCUGUCGCUCCGCAGUUCAGGGUUAGACAGGGUCCAGGUGUAGGGUGGGAACACUGCAAACAUGUCUAGUGCUAGCGCUCGCUUGCUGCUUGUGGUUUUGGUUGGCACUGUGGAAGGGUUCACGCUGAAAUAUGCGGUUGACUGCUCUUACUCUUGUGAGCGGACCACCGCCUGCCCGGUGACGGCGGGCUGCAAAAGGACUGUGCUGGAUGACUGCGGCUGCUGCAAGGUUUGUGCAGCCGGCAGAGGAGAGGUGUGUUACCGCACCGUAGCCGGGAUGGACGGGGUUAAAUGCGGGCCUGGACUACGGUGCAACUUCAACAGCGACGAGGACGACUUUGGAGAUGAAUAUGGCAUUUGCAGAGAUUGCCCCUUUGGAACCUAUGGAUUAGAAUGCAGGAAGGUUUGUAAGUGUCAGUUCGGGAUCUGUAACAGAGUGACCGGGCAGUGCAUAAAGUUUCCGUUUUUCCAAAUUCAUGAAACGAAAACUGGAAACCACAGGAAAACUGCGCCUCCGUCAGGAAACGAGCAAGGAUCGGGCUAUAGCACUGAAGACUUGAAGACGAAUAUGCUCAGAGAUAAAAUGAACAGUUCAUUUGGAGAAAAGCAACAACCUCCUCGCUGACCUUCGUUAGGAUUUCUGGUCGGAAAGAAUGAAACUUACCAUUCAAACCCAUGGUGGCAACUUCUUUCAUAAACCAACCAAUCUGUAUUGUAUUUAAUUAUAUCUUUGUGGACAUUGAAAGUGUUGUUUGUAUAGAAGUAUUAUUUUUUGUAUAAAUGACAUUCUUGAUUUAUUACAUUUUGUAAAAAAAAAGAGUGCCUUAUCAAAUAUUUUGAAAUCUUCAUUUUCUGUGGUAGGUUUUGGAAAGGCCCAUGUAAACACUGUAACCUCACAACAGGGGAGAUUUGAUAAUGAAUUAGCUAAUACCAUGCUAUACCCCAAUGACUUGUAUUUGCCCCUCUGCCCUGUACAUCAAAAAUUGCUUCCUGUUCCUUUUGUAGUGCCAAAUACAACAAACCUUAAAUAAUCCAUGAAAUCCAGGUUUGCAAGAAGACAUCUCCAACAAUCUUCCCAAUUCCUGAAUAGAGGGAAAACUAAGCAUUUACUAGAUAUUCUUGUACCUCAUCACUUGAACUUCUCCUUUCACCUCUUAGUACUUACUAUUUCAUGCAUAUUAUAAUGCUCAAAUCUCCUUCAAACUUUCCUUUCUUAAAAAAAAACAUAACAAAUAGGAAUUGGUUUAUUCAGCUUUCUCCAGUAUUCAUUAAGCUGAUCUGAUUUUGGCUUCAAUACUUCCCUGCUUUUUCUAACUUCUGGUUUGGGUGUUGUUUAGGUUUUAAAUAUGAUUACCACAGCCAUGUCUCUCUUUUUAAUAUCUCAACUAAAUCAAAUAAAAGUAUAUUUUUAAAAAUUCCAGUCCUUCAUCUAAUGUUCUUUUUUUAGAUCCUGACAGAACAUGUUCCACAGCCUCCUUAUUCCCCCUCCAAUUCAGUUUUACAUAACAGAAGGGAAUGCAAGAAAUUGUCAUAUAUGUUUGCUCAAAGUUGGUCCAGUAGGAUCCUGAAAUAUAAGUUUACUUCCUACCCAGCAGUAGUUUUUCAUGACUUUUUGAAGUUUUGAAGUUGCAAGCCUGUGAAAAUAACUUACCAACAUUAAUCCUUGUCAUAAUUUUGUAUGUUUUAGUGAGAUACUUUCACAUUUUUUUCAGAACUCCAGAAGGCAUAGGCUGACUCUUUUUAAAUCUUUCUUUGGUUCUUCCAUCUUGAUAAUCAGUUACAGUUUCUACACUGCAUUGACUCCAGGGCAAGUACUUUUUCAAUGGCUGUGAAAGCCAAAACUGCACACAGCAUUCCAAAUCUGUUCUUAACAAUAAUAUACACAUUUUAGUAACUUAAGCUCAACAUAAUUUUUAUCUUGUUAAGCACUUACUAUAAUUGGAUAUUAACAUCCUACAUCUCAAUAAAUCUCACCAAAUCAAUAUUUACCAGUUGCUCAUCAUUUUCUUCAUUUCAAAGUGUAACUUUAUUAUACUCUGUUACCUUCCUACCUCUUUGCACUCAUUCUUAUCAUUAUACAAAUUCUUUGUAUUCUUCUCAUAUCUCUGAAGUCUCAUCAUUGGAAAUUUUUCACUCUCUGGGCCACAGCAUUGGCCUAUUAGUUUAAAAAAUAGUACAUUGCAUGCAAAUUGGUAAGGGUAGUGAUCAGCAUAAUACUGCUUAGCCUCAAUAAAAUGGUCAACAAAAUUGUACGUUAAGUUGAUGACAGCAUUGAACUUUUUAUUAUAUUGCCAUUUUUUUGAUCAUAUGUCGAAUUUAGCUGUUGUUGGUCAGGUAUUAUGUGCAGAUUUAAAACAGUUUAUCUUGUUAACAAAUACUAUAGGAGAAUUUUACAUAUGUUAAAACAUUGCAAAACAAAUCUGUCCUUAACGUUCAUCAUCUUAGUACAGAAAUGCUUAUAUUUCUCCUACACUAGGUAUUUUCCAUGCAGACAACAGAGAAAAUAGCUUAGUUUUCAAUGAGCUUCACUAUAUGUAUAAUAUAUAGUGAAAAGGAAAAAUGUGAUUAUGUUUAUGAAAAAAAUGGAUGAAGAUGAAAUCAAACAGCGUUUCAGUUGGUAUAUGAAAAAUCAAGAUUGAAGGAUGAUUCAGAUGGGAAUCCAGAGCAAAAUGUUAACUGAUUGAAUACCCAAAGAAAAAGUGAUGUCUUUGCAACUUCAUUUGAUUUUUCUUUGCAAAGUUAUUUUUAAAAAUGGAUGCAUCUAUCAAAUGAAACUGGUCUGAUGUUGCAUGAACUUUGGAAACAAAGCAUAAGAAUAAAUUCAAAUCUAUACUGAGGAGCUAUAGAAUUUAGAAAUAAACUUUAAACUACUUUAAGACAGCAAUUACUUUUGCCUCAUGA